Molecule: messenger RNA, 9779 nt
Organism: Lineus longissimus
Lineage: Eukaryota; Metazoa; Nemertea; Pilidiophora; Heteronemertea; Lineidae
Product: C-myc promoter-binding protein-like
Exons: 31
Coding region: 375-6416 (2013 amino acids)
Biological process (GO): regulation of Rab protein signal transduction
Cellular component (GO): cytoplasmic vesicle
Molecular function (GO): protein binding
Source: RefSeq, a predicted model, not a curated record
CGUCGUUUCGUUUCAUAAAAGUGAAAUAUUGUGAUCUUUUGACUGAUUUUAUGUGGUUAUUCCACGUCUACAGCUUAUAUUCAUUAUUUCUUAUGAUCACUAAACAUUCAAGGAUAAUUUUGAUAUCGGUUUUGUGAAAGUGUGAACUUGGAAGUCCAUUCUAAAUAAAGUGAAAUUCACUCUCAGAGUUUCAGGAUGUGAUUCAGACUGUGCAAGUUCAGGAUGUGGCAUAUUCAGAAGCAUAUCUCUUGGUUCAACUUUUGUUCUGAAGACAUAUGAUGAGGAGUACAAAUGAACUACUUUUUGCUACCUAGUGGUAGACAUAAUCAGAAACUGGAUACAUUUUACAGCUUGCUAACACAUAAGGGACAAAGAUGGAUGAAAAGAGAGUAGUCGAUUACUUCGUCGUUGCUGGUCUGCCCGAUAAUCCGCUACCACUGGAAGAAUACUCAAACGAGGCCAUCUUGAAACCUGAACACAAGCAAGACCCUAUAAUCGAUAUAGCGGUCAUCAAUAAGAGCACUGGGGAACAACCACCCAAGGGAUUCACCUGCAUAGAGAAGACACCUGCUGGACACUCCGCUGAUUUGAAUCAUGGCAGUUUACGAAGUCCGGAGAUAUACUUGUGCUACAAGAGAGGGCGUAAUAAGCCGUCCCUCACAGAUAUUGGAGUUCUAUAUGAAGGCAAGGAGCGUGUGAUGCUGGGAUGCGAGGUUGUAUACAUGACUCCCCAAGGACGACCAGCUAAUGUCAACAACAGUAACAGUAGUCGCAUUUACAUAACGUAUCGGCGGGCAGAUGAGUCUGCGGCAAGUGAUACUCUGGCGGUCACAGAUAUUUGCAUUAUUCUGGGGAACAAGGGAGAGACACCACCACAUGCAUUCUGCCAGAUACCAAAAAAUCUCAACAAAGGCAUGGUCGGGUCUGAUGUAUAUUUGUGUUACAAGAAGUCAAUGGUCAAAACAAAUACAAUAGCCUACAAUGCUGGCACCUUGAGUAGAUAUCCAUUGGAAGACCACCCCAAUUUCCCCAUGCCAGAUAACGUGCCAAUGUUCUGCUUACCGAUGGGAGCAACGAUAGAGUCCUGGUCAUCGAAAUCUCAACACCCGCUACCUGUUUUCUCAACGUUUAUUCUGACUGGAAAUUUUGAAAAGCUGUAUGGUGCUGCAAUAACAUUCUAUGAAGAAUACCCUGAGGAAAAGCUGACAGAGUUGCAGAAGCGACUGCUUGGCCUCAGGGGGCCUAAAUCAGCCCACAGUCACCAGACGGUGCACAUCAACAAGAGCAUCUGUCUCUUGUCCCAUUGGCCUUUCUUUGAUGCCUUCAAGAAGUUCUUGUCAUACCUUUAUAGGAUAUCCAUUGUGGGGCCUCACACUGUGCCUCUGGAAAGACACAUUAGCCACUUCAUGCAUGAGGUUCCAUUUCCCUCACCCCAACGGCCAAAAAUACUUGUACAGUUGAAUCAUGAAUCCCUGUGUCUGUCUCAGCCGGAGGAAACGCCAUUAACCUUGAGUGGUGCUUCGUUCAUGACCUUGCUCAAGAACCUCGGUCCCGACAACUGUCUUAACGUCCUACUGUUUGUUCUGUUGGAACACAAGAUCCUGGUGCACUCCCUACGACCGGCAGUCCUCACCAGUGUAGCUGAAGCUAUGGCUGCUAUGAUUUUCCCGGCCCACUGGCAGUGCCCCUACAUUCCUCUUUGCCCGCUAGGUCUCUCAGGCGUCCUGAGUGCACCUUGUCCCUUCAUUGUCGGCGUUGACAGCCGCUACUUUGACUUGUAUGACCCUCCUUCAGAUGUGACGUGUGUGGAUCUUGACACUGUUACAAUUACGCAGCCUGAACGUCGAGCUGUGAACUACAAACUAUUGCCUAAGAGGCCUCUGCGUGUUUUGAAGCAGACCCUGACUGAGUUGUUUGAAACCCUCUGUGAUAUGGGCUCCAAUUGCAGCACCCCUGAGGUGUCCUUAGAAAUGGCACCUCUCGACCAUGAUUCCAGGAGAAGAAGAAGAGAGCUGCUAAUUGAAAUAGAGAUCCAGGAAGCCUUCUUGAGAUUCAUGGCCUGCCUACUGAAAGGCUACAAACAGUACCUUCUGCCGAUCACCAAAGCACCCACAAUUGGGACAACUGAUGCCGCGUCACUUUUUAAUAUGCAAGAAUUCCUCCGAAGCCGUGAUAAAGCGUACCACAAGUUUUUCCAGCAGUUCAUGAAGACGCAAACAUUCAUACGCUUCAUUGAAGAAAGGACGUUCAUCUCUGAUAAGGAUGCUAGUUUAGCAUUCUUUGAUGAGUGCUGUGAGAAGGUUGAUGAGAACUCAGAUGAGCCUCGUUUGAUUGAACUUGACGACUCGGGGAGAAGUGAACUGACGGUGCUCAUAACACCACCUGAACCCACGGGUCUACCUCCUGGUGAGAAGUACAGCUACAAUGGUUUCCCCGAGCUGAAGCCUGAGCUCUUCCUACCCAUGAAGCGCCCCCUGCUCACUCCGGCCAAACAGAGUCAGUGUCCGAACAGCCCCAUGGCAAGACGAACCAAGCAAGAGAUCAAAUCUGCCCAGAAAAUUGCUCAGGAACAUUCAACACAACCAAGUUUGUGGGCCAAGUGCCUACUUGGCCACUGCUUCAGUCUGUGGUUCAUCCACCUUCCCUCCUAUGCCAAGUCCACCCAUUCCAAGACAAAGGCAUUACACACUGCCUAUGAUGUCCUGGUCAAGAUGCAGGCCGCACGUCUCCCACAGCCCGAUGAGGUCUGCUACAGGGUUCUCAUGCAGCUCUGCGGUGUCUACCAGCAACCUGUCUUGGCUGUCAAACUGCUCUUUGAGAUGAAGAAGCAUGGGAUACAGCCCAAUGCUAUCACAUAUGGUUUCUAUAAUAAGGCUGUGUUAGAGAGCCGGUGGCCUACCUCAACAACCAAUGCUUACCUGUUAUGGACUAAACUAAGAAAUGCCAUCAUAGCAGUGGCGCAGUUCCGCCGAGCACUGCGGCGGCGCAGCCUUUCCUUGUACUCAAACUCGGAGAGUGAUUUUGAUGUGACGAGCAUGGAUAGUGUAGUGGUCGAUGAGGAACAGAGUCGAAAGAAGGAUUCUGGAUUGGUUGCUGAUAUCGAGGAUGGGGCCGAGAUUACAAAGAAUAAGAAGAAAAAGAAGACUGAGUUUGUCAAUGACUUGAUUGCAGUUGGUGCUGCUCACGGAGGCAGUACUGAUGUUGUGUCUGACCGUGGUUACAGCUCCAUGACACAGGAAGAUGCACAGUCCCUUUCCAAAGCCAUGAGCAAUGAGCUUCUUGACCUCGAUAGCCCUGCCGGCGUGGAAGAAAAGCAGAUCAAGGCAAAAGUUCCAGAGAAACCAAUGAUCGAUCAGGUGGACAAGGUGGAAAAAGUCGUGAAGGACUCACCGAGAAGAAAGACAUCCAGGGAACACCUUAUCGGCAAGCGAAGAGUGACAGUGGCCUCUUUCCAACCAAUAGACCCUCCAGUCGAUGACUUCCGACAAAGAGUUGGAAGUAUUGUGCGGCGGUCGUUGAGCAGUGUUGGGAGCAACAGCAGCAUAGGCACACUGAUGGGAAGCACUUCACAACAUCAUAUCCAUGGCAGUUCUGCAGGCCUGCUCAUGACAAGUCAGACGUCUGUCGAUGAAAGUGUCUUUGACGGAUUGGGGGCAGGAGACAUGAACUCAAACGAACGAAUACGGCGACGACAUCGCAGUGCUGGUGAUAAUCGCCGAGGACGAUUAGGUGGUGCUGGUUUGCAAAAUUCCUGGCGGACUCGUCAUAGGAGUGGUGACCCGAACAUGACAAGUAUCGGCAUGAAAAAACAGGAUAGUGCUGAACGGGGGGAUGAGAAUUCAAUGCAGGGAGAUGUGAUAGAGAAGGACAAGUUGGUGUCUGAUUUGACAAAUUCUAGUAGCGAAUCGACUACACCAAGAAAAAAUGAUGACUUAGAACCCAGUAGGAUGCAGGCGCGUGCUUGUCUUGCUGGUAUUGCUCCGAUCCUAGCCCCUGGCCCGGAUAUUCUAUGUGAUUUCGAGGAGCCAAGGACUCCAACUGCUUUGAGUGUUAUCGCGGAGACAAAGGCGGCGACUAGUGUGCUAGAAAGGACGCCUGUGACAGAAAAUGACCCGUUGGGUUUGUUUUUAGAAACUGGUGCUGUAAAUGUUGUUGCGCGUUCUGAGCAGAACUCUGUUCAGAGUCCGUCUGCAGAUUUAUUGACUCUAAAUCUGGGUCCAGGUGGUGACAGUAGUACAGACUUCAGCCCCGCAUCACCAACAAUUCUAAAAAGUGGAACAGGUUCGCCAACUAUAGUGAAAAGUCGCUCAGACAGUGCCCCAGCAGAUAUGAACGCGAAGGCUGUGAAAAGAAACUUAUUGAUUGACUUGGCUAGUUUAGAUCCUUUUUCAGAUUCGAAUAGUGAGUGCCAAAGACUCUUUAUAAACGGUGGCGAGGAUGAACUCCCUGAACGAACUCGCCUGCAUACUAUUUCAGAAUGUUCAGCUGCCUCGAGUGGGCGGCAGUACCGGAUAUCGGAGAGUUCGAAUUCUAGUUACCAUAGUGACGGUGAACCAUGGUCACCGUUGUCACCUCAGAAAGAGGAGGCGAACGAUACAGAACGUGCUGUGUCCAGUCCGCAGAAUAUAGCAAAACCCCUCAUGAUGCAACGUAGUGAAUCCUUUUCAGAAGUUUUGAAGUUGGCUGCGAAGAAUGUCACGAGUAGAAUCACAGAACUGAAGCAGUCCAUUUCUUCAUCAAUUAGCUCACCAACUAGUAGUUCAAAAACGGGUAGUUCACUGCCAAAGGCUUUCGCUUUGGACCAAAUGUUUUCUGAUACGGAUGAUAUUUCUUAUAAGAGUUGGCGUCGUGCGUCGGAGGCUAGCGUCGAUUAUCUUAGUCGGAGUGAUAACAUUCUAGAGGAGAUGGGCCAGUAUAUGGAUGCCGCCAAGAAUUUACCACGGAAUUCCUCUUCCAGUAAACUAGGCUCCAGCGCUCCAAGCCAAGCUCCCAUCGAGAAACUCAUCCCCAUGAAAGAUCUCGUAAAGGACCUGGAGCGUUUAGACACCACUAAAUUCUCCUCAGCGCCAAGUCUUCCGCAGUCGCUUCAUAAUAUCGCCAUGGAUGUGGAGAUGAGCAGCUGCUCACGGUGCUCGCAUUGUAAUUCUUUGUUGUAUGAUGAGGAGAUCAUGGCUGGUUGGUCAGCAGACGACUCGAACUUGAACACCUCGUGCCAGUUCUGUGCUAAGAGACUAGUGCCAUUUUUACACAUUUAUAUCAAGGAUUGGCGAAGUCAUAACCGGACACUUUUAACAACGCCAAGUGACUCGUCAGAGAGUGUUCAGAGCAUCCAGUCCUUGCCCUCAGGACCAAGCAACCCAAUCACUAAUAAGCUCAUUGCGCAGAAUAAGGUUCAUAAUACCAGCGAUCAUUCAGUUAAUUCUGUGAGGAGUGAAGAUGGGAUAUUGCUGCAUCUGGAGGAGAACAAGUCAGAUAGUGGAGACAGUGACAGUCCUAAGAAACAAGAAGGGAGUAAUCUAAUUGACUUUAGUCCUUCCCAUUUGGCCAAAGGUCCCAUUGUAAACAACAAACAAGUUGAGCGGCGGCGCUGCACAAGCGAGUGUGCACCUGCAACCAAUGGAACAGCAAGUCCAUACAGAACAGGAAAAGACCCCAUACCAGAUGAGGAAAGUCGUGGCUCAGGGCCUAACAGGAAACAGCCUCUGAGCCUUGACCCCAUCUCUGUGCCAUACUUGAGUCCACUGGUAUUGAGGAAAGAAGUGGAGAACUUACUGGAACAAGAUGGAGAUUCAUGUCUCAGCAAGUCGGACUUUGUCGAUGAUCAUCCUAUCAUAUACUGGAAUAUUAUUUGGUACUUCAGACGAAUGGAUGUCUCCAGUAAUCUUCCUGGGUUAGUUCUUUCCGCCAAGUGCACUAACAAGGGCUCACCAUCUAAUGCAACGUGGUUUGGUGGGGACAGUCGACACGUUCUCAUUCGCCUCAAGUGGGACAAUGCGAGAAUUCAUGAAGAGAUUGGCAAGCCUAUGUAUUCGAUGUGGAACAACACUUCUCAAUCAAGGACAGUCAGUGCUCUUCUGACUGAGCAAACAUCAUUUUCAAAGGGUAUAAUGCAUCAAAUUGUUCAGGAUAUCCAGUGUAAUGACAUGGUGGCGCCGAUGAAACUUGUGUUGAAGGAACGUAGACGUGUGGCACAGGCUGGCAAGAAUCGUCAUCGGAGCAUGUACCGAGAAAUUCUCUAUUUGGCUUUCACUGCCUGUGGAAGAGAGGACAUUGAUCAUGAUGCGUUUGAUCGGGAAUAUCGAUUUGCCUUCCAGAGGCUAUCCUCACGGGAAAUGAGCCGCAUCCAGCCGAACGAUCGACCACCAAAUGUCGGUGUGAUUUGGUGUCGGAAGAUCUUCAGUGACCUUAAACUAUAGAGAUGUUAUUUCAUGAUUCUAUGUAAAUAUCUUGGACUGAUACUUGUCCCUCAUUCAGCUUUCGAAUAUCCUUAAAUUCUUUUUUGAAUUGUAUGAAAACUUUUCUGAGGUUUUACACUAGUCACAUACUGAAGGCUACCACUUUUCAUUGUGUUCUAAGCAAUGGUUCAACAAAACUUUACUGUAGGAUAAAGCUAUACCGAUUUUUAUAAGGCUCAUCUUUAAAUCCUAGAUACAUAUUUACAGUUAUAUUCAGCUGAUAUUUAGACCAUCAGGCUUUUAAAAAUGGUACAUUCAGCGGGGUCAAAUUCUGUUGUGAACAUAUUUUAUCAAGCCUGACGUGCUUGACAGAGCUGAUAAGUUACGAAAUAUCAAAUAUGGGGUAAAGGGUAGACUGCAUUAAAGUUUAGUCCUGGAGAUUUGUACAAAACCUUUAUUUACAGAAAUUACUUCCCAGUUAUGACAUUUCUGCGGGUUAAUGAUCUUCCUGUAAGAUGGUCAUCUCUAAUGCGUCACGUGCUGAAGGGCAUUUAGGAAUUAUCUGUAUAUAUUGGCUGUUUUCCUCCAUAAUUGUUGAUAUAUUUUGAUUACUAACUUGAUAGAUUUUAUCACUGUUGGUGAAUAUGAAAUCCUUUCCAUCCAGUAGCUGUAGGACUACCUUUAAUCUAAAAGGGAAUCAUUCAUGUUAUGGAGGAUGCAUCAUGACACCCUGAUGAUUUGACUUGAAUAAUUAGGGUAAUGUCGACAUAUCAAGUAAAAAAAAGAAGGUUUUCAGUGUGACCAAAACUAAGGACUGUACUUUCCUCAAAUCCUUGAAACUUGGCUGAGUUGGUUUGGCUAUUUCUCCAAGUCGGGGAUUGAGUAAAUAACAGGAAUAACUACACCAAAUAACAGAUGUGAUCCUCGUAGUUUCAUUUGUCAGUUAUGGUGCAUCAUUUGGUCAUAAAAGUGUUGUUAUUUCCAGAAUUCCCUUCUCUUGCCCUUGUUCAUGCUAAAACAUAUAGCUUGGUGUGUUUAAUUUGCAAUUUUGUACUUCUGUGCCAUACUGAUGUCUCUGUGUCAUUUAGGUCGGGGCAUCUUUAAGAAUGAAUGCACUGAGAGGAUGUCAUUGGCUUAUCCACUUGUUUUUGUUUACAAAUGUAUAUUUUGGCUUGUUUUUAAUAGACAAGGAUGAAUUAGUUAGUCCUUAUAACAAAGGAGGAGGGGUCACUUCCUGUGAACUCGGAAAUAACCUCAGUGUACUUUUAAUUAAGCAUUUUGACAACUCCACGACAGUAAUUUCAGUUAGAUUUUCUUUUCUGUGGUCAUUUAUUUUUGCGAUUAUCUGUAAACGCGAAAAUAAAAGGCAAACAAAUGUUUCCGGGAUGACAGUAUUUAGGAACCGAUGUACAAUAACUUAGGCUUGUUGAAGUUAAAAGAUAUAUUUUUGGUCUGAAGGGAAGGGCGUUCUCAUUUUCAAGAACUUAAUGACAUGUCUUGAUGUUUCCUUUCAGCUAAGAUUAAAGGAACAGUGUCCCUAGAUAAGGCGAGGCCGAUACUAAUAUAAGUUCACAGAGUUCCUUUGCAGAAUGUGCUGCAGAUAUGCACCCAGAGGUGUGCAGUAAUUAGUUGGUAGAAUGUCUGUAGAGAUCCGAGAGUCAUCUAACAACUUCAUUCUGUAGGACUAAACUUUACACUGUAUUUGUGCCUGCUCAGCAGGAUCUUUGGCCACUCCUCCUUGAGAAUAACUCCGAACUCGCUUGUACAGAAUUACUGUGUAAAUUUCUUGUCAAGGAUAUAUUGAUUAUGCUUUGGAAAAGUUGGUGUUGGCUAAUCAUAUGUAUAUGUAUUAAUUGAUGCAUCAAUUGGCAUUGUGUAUCCUUAAAUUAAACCUGUUACUUUUGUGUAAAUAAAGCUGUUGAUAAUGGUGAUAUCUUAAUGUUAACGCGCUAGGCCUAGAUGCAAAGUAGUAUAUCACAUGUAUGCGGCUUUAACACCUUCAGCGCCGAACCACAUAGAUCUACGUGGCCCAAAUCCCCCCUCCCCUUUGAGCUGGUUAUCGGAGUCUCAUGGACUUCAUGAAAGAACUGGUAAGGUAGGAACUGAAAAGAUCAAACGGUCUUUUCAGUUCCUUCCGUGCCCUGAAGAUGGCGAUGGCGUAGUUCAGAACUUUAAAUGACUUCAUGAAAGAACUUCGCCAUCGCCAUCUUCAGGGCAAGGUAGGAAAUGAAAAGUCCUUCCUGCCUUGCCCUAAAGACGGCGAUGGCGUAGUUCUUUCAUGAAGGCCAUGAGACUCCGAUAACCGGCUCAAAGGGGAGGGGGGAUUUGGGCCACGUAGAUCUACGUGGUUCGGCGUUGAAGGUGUUAAUGAUAUCUACAGUGUUACUGUUACUAGGGCAAUUCUUGGAUGUAUCAAGACAGUUGUGUUGCAUUGUUUCCUCUUUAUUGAGUCGGCAACAUUUGUUUUUAAAACAAAUUUAAAGGUAAUUUUAAAGAAUGUUGUGGCUAUUCAUACCUGACUAUAAUGAUAUUCCUGUAGGCUAUUCUUAUGUCAGUACUGGUAGUUUUUUUAUGUCAGUUCAGUAUGGCCCCAGGAAUGUGGGGUUCACAUUUCUAUAAGAAAUGAAAGUGAACUGCCUGUAAACAGCAGCAGCAUUAGUUGAAUUUUCCUUCCAUCAUUUCUCUUAUUUCAGAGUUUCUUUUUAAUUAUUGUACAAGAAGAUUUGAGAAAUAUUUGUAGUGUCAGCUCAGACUCGGAGUACAACAUUUAUCUAUCUAUGAACUUUCAUUUUGACUAUGCAGAGUAUUUAGAAAUCCGUGUUUUUUUUAGUGCAUUUCACUGGUCGCAGCUAAAUGGUAAAGUACCAUAAAUCCUAUGAUAUUCAGUGCUAAGCUUUAACUAUAAUUAAUGAGCUUUUGGCAAAAUGACAGCUCCAAACUAGCAGUGUUUGGUGAGACACACUAUACUGACAUUGCGGUGUCAACUUCCAAACUAAGAGGUUAUGGUUGUCUCACUAAAACUUCUGUGGUCAGACUGAGGCUAAGAUAUUAUCCAUUAUAAAAAUAAAACAUUGUAACCAAGAUUUUUUAGAAUCCAGCUGUAGAUCAAGAGAAAAUUUCUCAUUGCGGUUUUAAGUCAUCUGGCACCAAGUGCAAGUGGUGAGUAUCUUUAUGUAUAAUGGUGCAACUAGUUUUCUUGUAAAGUUAAAGUGUUCAUUGUUAAAUUGGCAUAGGCCUAACACCUGUAAUAUUGUACAUAAUGCUUGUUAAAAGUGAAUUCUAUUGUGAUACUGGUGUCGCUCUAUUACUGGAAAUAAAUGACACCUAGAAAUUGCCUAAUUUGAAUUACAUGUAAAUCAAUAAAUGUUAGAAUCGUAAAAUCAA